GCGCUCCAGCGCACCUGCUCGCACCCUCUACCGCGCCGCCCGUCAAUGGAGCUGCCCUUCCGCUAGCUACCGUGUUACUCGAGUGCUGCGGGGCUUCCGCACACUGAGGCACUCCAUAGGGGACGACGGCCACUCCCUCAUGUCUGAACACAACCCCGAGCCGCCGUCCCCGACUAUCGUCUCCGACCGGUAUGCGCCGACAGCUACAGCUCCUUCUCCCCGCGACAUGACCCCCACCGCCGAGCGCAGCCAUUGGAGCAGGCCCUUCGCUUCCCUCGCCGUCAAGGUGUCGAGGCUGCCAGACGGGCCGGUCAAUGCGCUGUGUGGGGCCUCCGCCGGUGUCGCUUCCGGUAUCGUGACCUGCCCGCUCGAUGUUAUCAAAACCCGGCUGCAGGCACAGGGCUCCUUCCGCCCACGCCAGUACUCAGGCCCUGCGCGCGUUGUAUACAAAGGUCUCACAGGGACGGCACGGACGAUCUGGGUAGAAGAUGGCAUCCGCGGACUGUACAGAGGGCUCGGCCCGAUGCUGCUGGGCUACAUUCCCACGUGGGCCGUCUAUAUGAGCACAUAUGAGUCCACCAAGGACCUGCUCAACGAAAGGAUGGAGAACAAAUGGCUCGCACGGACAAUCGCCUCGAUAACAGCAGGUGCAUCCUCGACCUUUGUCACUAACCCCAUCUGGGUCGUCAAGACAAGACUCAUGUCGCAAGUCAGUUCUCGUGCCUCAGCUGAACACCGCCCGCCGUGGCACUACACGAGCACCUUCGAUGCCUUCCGCAAGAUGUAUGCCACAGAAGGCAUUGCAUCCUUCUAUUCCGGACUCUCGCCCGCUCUGCUCGGUCUCACCCACGUUGCUAUCCAGUUUCCGCUGUACGAGUAUCUGAAGAUGAAGUUCACUGGCUUGGAGAUGGGCCAGGCAGGCGGAAAGACCGAGGAAGUACACUGGUUCGGUAUCAUGGCCGCAACCGUGCUCAGCAAAGUCUGCGCAACAACAGCCACAUACCCACACGAGGUCUUGCGUACUCGAUUGCAGACGCAGCAACGGUCUCUUCCGUCCUCGUCACACGACCACGUAUCGUUCCAGGGAGGGCGACAUGGGAUAGGCCACCAGACCCGUCCCCCAGGCACGUCGUCCUCAGACGGCAUGAUCAACAUGCCCAGAUACCGUGGCGUAAUCAGAACAUGUACCGUCAUACUUCAGGAAGAAGGCUGGAGAGCCUUCUACAACGGCAUGGGCACCAACAUGGUGCGCGCAGUCCCAGCUGCAGUGACGACCAUGAUGACCUUCGAGUCACUGAAACUCGUCCACCAAAAACUGAAGAUGGAGGGCAACAGGAUACGAGAAGAAGACGGCGAGUACCGUGCAACAUGAUCAUGACUUGAAGUGCGGUUCCAAGAGCGAAGUAUCAUCGGGGCGUUUAGCAAAGCAGUGGGCACGAUAUCCCAGUGAGCAUUCCGGUUUCCGUUCUCACAUAUGUGUACAUACAUCUCAGCAUUUCUCACGCGCGACAUGCGGCAGCAUCGGAGCUUUCGGCGUUGGCAGGGUACCAAGGGUAUAUGGGUUGGAACUAUCUUACAUCACCUCUGUAUCGUCAAUACAAUCUUCCC
This is a messenger RNA of Macroventuria anomochaeta, 1608 nucleotides long. RefSeq names its product mitochondrial folate transporter-like protein/carrier. Gene Ontology annotation, biological process: pyrimidine nucleotide import into mitochondrion. Gene Ontology annotation, cellular component: mitochondrion. Gene Ontology annotation, molecular function: pyrimidine nucleotide transmembrane transporter activity. The record is from RefSeq and is a predicted model, not a curated record. The transcript has 3 exons. Bases 140 to 1372 code for a protein of 410 amino acids. NCBI's taxonomy places the organism in Eukaryota, Fungi, Ascomycota, Dothideomycetes, Pleosporales, Didymellaceae.